Molecule: messenger RNA, 1739 nt
Organism: Anopheles darlingi
Lineage: Eukaryota; Metazoa; Arthropoda; Insecta; Diptera; Culicidae
Product: phospholipase A2 group XV
Exons: 4
Coding region: 200-1501 (433 amino acids)
Biological process (GO): lipid metabolic process
Source: RefSeq, a predicted model, not a curated record
UUCGUUCUAGCCUCUGUCCGCGGUGGCCACUUUCGCUUACGCAGCAAAGUUUGUGAAAACCAAGUCAGCCAGUUUCGGUCUUCUGUGUCGCGCGUUUGUGUGUUUGUCGUGUGGCGCCGUUUCGAUCGAUCGACUGCAGUACCCAGAACUUCUUUACGGCGAAGGUUCUCGGUGGUCUCCGCGUUCUACCUUUAGCAUCAUGCGAUUUCAAUCGUUCGUAAUUAUCAUCUCUCUGCUGGUGGCAUCCCGUUGCCCCGGAAGUACGGGCGUGUUUUUCAACCACGGAGGCAAAUACCUGCGAGAGUUGAAACGAAUCUUCGAAAAGUAUGAAAACCUGCUGCGACCAGAAGGUGACCACAAGCUAUCACCAGUUAUCUUCGUGCCCGGUGAUGGCGGAAGUCAGAUGGAUGCGAUGAUAGACAAACCCAGCAAGGUGUCCUUCCUGUGCCAGAAGCAAACUACCACCUUCUUCAAUCUCUGGCUGAACAAGGAGCUCCUGAUGCCACUGGUGAUCGAUUGCUGGAUCGAUAACAUUCGCCUCGAGUACAAUAAUGUGACGCGUACAACUCGCAACUCCCCGGGCGUAGUGACGCGCAUUCCUGGCUUUGGUCAGUCCGAGACAGUCGAGUGGUUGGACCCUUCGCACGCCACCGUUGGAGCGUACUUUGUCAACAUAGCGAAUGCAAUGGUCGCGAACGGCUACAUCCGGGAUAAGUCCAUUGUAGGCGCACCGUAUGACUUCCGUAAAGGGCCAAACGAGCACAAAGAAUAUUUCUUGGCGCUAAAAUUCCUUGUUGAACAAACGUACACUCUGAACAACGAAGUUCCGGUAACGUUCAUCGUUCACAGUAUGGGUGCCCCGAUGACGCUGCACUUUCUACAGAUGCAAACCGCCGACUGGAAGGCCAAGUACGUUCGACGGAUUAUCUCGUUGGCUGGUGCAUGGGCUGGCAGUGUCAAAGCACUGAAGGUGUACGCCAUUGGGGAUGAUUUGGGCGCGUUUGCGUUGAGUGGCAAAGUGAUGCGUGCCGAACAGAUUACCAAUCCUUCCCUGGCCUGGCUACUACCAUCACCAUUGUUCUGGAAACCAAACGAGGUGCUCGCCCGUACACAGGCCCGCACGUACACGAUGGCACAGUUGCAAGAUUUCUUCACUGAUCUCGAUGUACCGAGUGGAUGGGAAAUGCGCAAAGAUACGCUACCGUUCACGAUGAACUUUACUGCUCCCGGUGUGGAGUUGCACUGUUUCUACGGUAGUCACAUCAAUACGGUCGAAUCCUUGGAUUACCAAAAAUCGUACGACUUCAGUGGUACACCCGUACUGGUGAUGGGUGAUGGAGAUGGUACCGUCAACAGCCGCUCACUGGAAGCCUGCAAGCAUUGGACAAUGCAGCAGAAGCAACCCAUCUACACCAAAGAGUUUCCUGGGGCCGACCAUAUGAGCAUCCUGGCCGACCUGAAGGUCAUCGAAUCCGUCAUCCAGGUGUUGCUCUCGGAUUAAGUUGUUCUAGAUUCUGGAGAAUAGGAAUCAAAGCACCAUGCAGCUAGAAAGUGAUAUUUUCUCUCUCGUGCAAUCUCAACACAUUGUAGUAAUGAUUUACCUUACCACGUGCCGUAAAAUGCUCUUUACUGAAACUGAAAAACCGAAUGAUUCUCAACAAGCGCAUGAUGUGCCAUGCCGCACGACUGUUUAUAGCGAAAAUAAAACCGAUGCCUCGUUCAACGUAAUGCCCACGUUC